CUCAUCUCACCUCAACUAUACUUUGGAUUGAAUAUAUAGAUCGCCGAACUCAUCACUACUGCCUCAUUUCUCAGUAGAAUAGUUGCAACUCCAUCUCACUCAGCACUCAAGUAUUAAAUGCUCAAGCGCUAAACCACCUCAAAAAUGUAACUAUACCUCACACUGCUGAGCGCUGAGUAACCUGGGAGCCUGAGUGCCAGGCUCAGCCGCCAACCCUCUAUGACUCUGAUUCUGGUGAAUCAGUUGCUAUGUUCUCUCUGUGUUGCAGUGCCCAGUGAUUGCCGCAGUCAAACUCAUAAAAGGUCACUCUGAACACAUUGAUCACUCCAUAUUCACGGCCGCCAAAUGACAAUGCAAGAUCAUGUCGACCUCUCCAUCCUCGGCUCGAAAAUUUUUGGACAACUAUCUGGUGGAGCCAUUCCUACAUGCGCUUUAUUUGGCUUCUACGUUUGCGCACUCGCCAUCUCCGUCUACAUAUGCUUGUACGUCGGCUUUACACGGUGUUCACCAUCACGACUUUGCACUAGCUUCAUGCAUUUACUUACUUACUUUUGUGUCGACUAUCAGAAAGAAAGGGUUUCACAGCAGAUCUCAAAAAAUGCUCUGCGCUUGCAUGAUAUUGCUCUCCCUCUGUAAUGUGUGGCACCUGGGAAUCCAAAUCGAGACAGUGCUCACAAUGGCUACUGCCUUACUAUCCGAACACCAUUCUAAAGAAGGGAAACUUUUAGCUCGAAUGUGUACUGUGCCGCUCAACAUCAACCUAGUCGUAGGAGAUGCAAUUGUCGUUUGGAGGACAUGCAACAUGUGGACGGAACACAAAUCGCUUAGAUACCUUCUGUCUAUGUUGAUGCUGGGUAACCUAGCAACGAACAUCGCUGAUGUGUUGAUCGACAUAACCACCGACGCUGCUAAUCAUGAGAUUGUCAUGGACUAUGUCUCUACCUCCGUCUCUUUUGUGGUCAAUCUACUGUCCACGAUACUUAUUUUCAUAAAAGCCUGUUCGCUGCCCCGCAGGAGUUAUAAUCAAUCUAAUGGAAUGUAUUCAAUCAAUAAUAGUUCGAGGCACACCAGGAUCAGACGGAUUCUUUCGCUUCUCAUGGAAUCAGGAGUAACAUUUUGCUCCAUUCAAGCUGUCUAUGUUUUUGUCCAAAUCCUACUAUAUCAAAACGAAACAUACUCGCUCAGUCUGUGGAAUUUAGCACUAGUCAUGGUGAGAAACGCCGCUGCAGUGCUCUAUCCGCUGGCGGUAUUUAUCGUCAUCAAUUUAGAUCAAUCGCUGUUCAACGACAAAAACUCAGUACCCGAACCCGCUUUCACAACAAUAAUCCAAGGCGAGUCGUUGGAAAGGGACAAUCCUGUAGUAGGAUGAUGCUUUGAAACAAUUCAGAUGAUGAACUUGCUAUUAAUGGUGAGAUGGCCGAGCGGUCUAAGGCGCCAGACUAAGGAGACCAACGUAU
Molecule: messenger RNA, 1457 nt
Organism: Lentinula edodes (shiitake mushroom)
Lineage: Eukaryota; Fungi; Basidiomycota; Agaricomycetes; Agaricales; Omphalotaceae
Exons: 7
Coding region: 362-1369 (335 amino acids)
Biological process (GO): G protein-coupled receptor signaling pathway
Cellular component (GO): membrane
Molecular function (GO): mating-type factor pheromone receptor activity
Source: RefSeq, a predicted model, not a curated record